AUGAAGUUGGUUUUUUAAUUUAUUGGAAAUUGAUUCCAAGACUUUAUAGAUCUAAUUCGCAUUUUUUUUUCAGAGUUAAACCAUCGACAAGCGGGCGCAAAAUGAAGUUUGACGAGUUUUUGUUCACCUACCUGGGUGAAAUGGGGAAGUGAGUGAGAAUCGAAGACUCUAGGAGUUUAUCCUAAGUUAAGGUAUCAAAAGAUCCAGUUUUUGCUAGUUUGUCUUCCAACCAUCAUUGUUUCGAUGCACGCUCUCAGCUGGACUUUUGCCGCCAUCCAAGUGCCUUACAGGUUAUUCGAAGUAUCAGAUAAUAAAUAGGGAAAGUAUUAUAUAUUAUUUGAAUGUGUAUGCAAAUCAGUUUUUUUUAAAGAGGCAUUAAUUCAUUCCCUUGAAGAUGCGCUUUGCCAAACGAAUUGCCAGACUCGCCCUACGUUACUAAUAACUUACCCUUUACGACUUGUAAAGACGCCGCCGACUUGGAUGUUCCCGUGUCCAGAGCCGCCGAGAAAGGCAUCAUUGUUCGUUGAUUUAUUUUUUAUCGUAUAAAUUGAAAUAUGAAGUAUUAUUCAAAAGACGAAAAAUCACUGUCCAAAAUUUGCAGACGCAGAUUUUAUUAAAACUGACUUUUCUUGCUUUUUAUUAUUUUUUAUACCUGUUUUUGCUGGUCUCUGAAAAAAAAAUGUUUGCAGUGCAACUACGAGCAGUGCUCUUUGAAUGGAACUUCUUGCAACCGGCGAGUUUUUGACAAAUCCACCGUCAAGUACACGGCAAUCGAAAGAGUUCGUUAUUUUUUCUAUUCGAUUUGUUUCAGAAAAGACUUUGGAUCUUUUUUUACAGUGGGAUAUCACUUGCGACCGGAAUUGGAUAAAGGCGACAAUUCAAGCGGCUUACUACGUCGGCCAGAUGGCUGGAUCUAUGAUAUUCGGAGUCCUGGGCGACAAGUCAGUUGAACUUCUUGUUUCAAAUCAACUGUAUUUUUGCUCAGAAUCGGCCGCAAGAAGGUUUUCUUCUUGGCGAUCGCCAUCCAGUUGACCUGUGGACUGCUGAUUUCUCUCGCGCCGACCUGGUGGCUUUAUGCUAUUUUGCGGUAUUUCCGUUCUCUCUGAAACCCAAAAUCGUUUUUGAACAGCGCCGGAACUGGCUUCUCGCACCCUGGAAUCUUUGUCAUUGCUGUCGUCAUUGGAAUGGAACUCGUCGGACCAAAAUAUCGGAAACUCGCCUCGGUUAUCACUGGCGGAUUUUUUGCUCUUGGACAGGUGCUCCCAAUUUUCGACCUGCUUUCUAAGAAGAUUCCCAGAUACUUUUGGGCGUCGAAGCCAUCUUCAUCACGGAUUAUCGUUGGCUUCAUGUCUUGAUCGCUUCGCCGGCAAUUUUCUUCCUCUCCUAUUGGUGGUUAGUCGUCUCAGAGACUUCCAAUUAAGCCGAGUCUUCGAAUAGUACUCUGUCUUUGUUGAGAACAACAGUUUUGUCAAAUCAAAAUAUUUUUUGAUAAACUAAUAAAAAUGUUUUCAUACUUGCAACCAUAGUAGUCUUAGAAGUUGUAAACGAGAAAAAAAAAUGAUAAGGGUUGUGCCCUCAAGGUAUGUUUGUGUAGGAUCGUUCCGGAGAGCGCGCGUUGGCUAGUUUCUCAGAAAAAGUACAAAGAAGCCGACGUGGUUCUUCAGAAAGCAGCUCGUACCAAUGGAGUCACUUUGCCCGAAAAUUGGUUAUUAUCACUUUUUUAAGCUUGAAAUGCUAUGAAACUGUUUAGGUGGGAUCAAUUGGACACGGACGAUUCUAGCGAAUCUUCGGCUCCGACUCAGAAACUUGGAGCGGCUGACCUUUUCAAGACUCCCGAGCUCCGCAAAAGAACUCUCGUCGUCUUCUUUUUAUGGUGAAUAGAAAUUAUUUUUGAACUAUUUCGCAAGAAAAAUUGUAGUGAACUGUCCAAGGAAAGUGACCCGUUUUUCAGUGAAAUCUGUUUGAAUUCUGGUUUAGAGGCAGACUGUCAUCUGCAAAACCAAACAACGUAUAAGAAAAAAAUAAACCCAUGUGUGAAAGUUUCGAGAUUUUUAACAGUUUUAUCAGAACUUAUAGAGUCGACACUCCUUUUUGGUUUUUGUAUCUCGACGAUUUACUGUUUCAGGCCAGUUGUCUCCAUGGUUUAUUAUGGAAUGGCCAUGAAAGCCAAUGUUCUCGGGGGCGAUUUGUACCUCAACUUCAUUUUUGCCGCCGCUGUGGAAAUCCCCGCGCUGAUCGUUGUUUUCCUCACAAUUGAUCGGUCUUCUAAAUAUUGAAAUCAUGUCCUAAAAAGAUAUUACUUUCAGAAUAGGACGACGUCCGGUUCUGGCUGGAGGUUUCUUCAUUGCUGGAGCGUGUUUGAUCCUCAACUGGGCCAUGGGAGAAAUUGGUCAUUACCAUUUAAAUGACUCAGUCAAUCAAUUUCUUUUCUUUUACAGCUACUCCCUGGAUUGCCGUCACUCAAAUGAUGAUCACGAAAGGAGCCAUCACAGGAACUUAUGCCUCCAUUUACACGUACUCCCCGGAACUUUUCCCGACGGUGAAUUUCCAAAAGGCGUUUAUCUGUCUGAUUUUUCGCUCGAGCAUAAAUAUUUUGGUUUUAGAUGAUUCGAAACACGGCUAUGGGCUGCUGCUCGACAAUAGCCAGGCUCGGGGCCAUCUCUGCGAGUUAUAUCGCAAUGUGGAUUGUCAGUUACAUGCUCCUUUAAAUGCAUUCACUAGGGUAUGGUCUCCCCUGAGCAUCGAGUUGAGAAUUGAGACUUUGUGGGUUUGAUAGGCCUGGGUAAGAGUACUCGGAAUCAAAAACAAAAUUAUGCUAAACCCCUCAGGCAACCGAGGAAAGGCUCGUCGAAAUUUUCCCAGAGCGUAUAUCCCCGCGCUCGGAGCUAGCAACUGGCGGCGUGGUGUAGUGGUAGUGGUGUCUUGAAGCUUAUCAAUAUUGUGACCAGGGUUCGAAUCCAUCAAUUUUGGCGGAUAUCAUUUUUUCCGAUUUAUAACUACUUCAUUUUCAUAUUUUUUGAGAAAUAUUUCAAAUAAUUACAUUAAAAACUUAUGAAAAUGACAAUAAAAAAGUGCUGAUUGCAAAAACUCAUUUUUAAAAAAAUAUUUUUUUCGAGUCUACAGGGCUAAUAACAACCACCUGAACAAAAAAAUUCCGUAAUGUUUUUAAACUUGCAAAAAAAAUGUCCUCCUGAGUUUCGAAUUUUGAAUUUUUUUUUAAGAAUGAGUUUUUGCAAGCAGUAUGUUUCUUAUUGUCAUUUUCAUAAACUUUCAAUGUAAUUAUUUGAAAAAAAGUUUUUAAUAGAUUAAAAAUAACAUUAUGUGAUGCUCAGAACGAACUAAAAAAAUGUUUCUCCCAAAAAAAUUGAAAUUAGUAAAAAUUCCGAGUUUUCAACAUUUUUUUUCUAAAUUUUUUUAUAAAUUCUUUGAAGCACCUUAAAGAAGCCAAAAAAAUUAUGUUGAUAAAGGGCUCAGGCUACUAGGAAAAAAAUGAAUUUAUUGUAUAAAUAAGUUUCUUCCGACUGAACCAAUAUUUUCUUCAAAUUUUCAAUUUAUCAAGAGUAUAUUAAAGGUGGAGCAGUUUGGAAAGGUGUACAUGAUAAUUCCAUUUGGCGUGAUGGCCGUUUCCGCCGGAAUCCUGACGCUUCUCUUCUUGCCGGAGACGAUGGGCAAGCCGUUGCCUGACACGAUUCUCGAGAUCGAGGAGGUUCAUUUUUCAACACGACUCGAAAAAAAAUGCUUGGAAAAAGGGCAACUUUCUUUUCUCAUCAACGAGAGUUCCAAGGUUAACCAAGCACUAAUGGUUCGAUUCGAAUAUUUUGAGUUUUUGGUCGGUGAACGGUAAAAUUUCUAUAUAGUUCAACUAUAUUUAUCAUUUAAUCAAUUUUCGCUUUCAUCACCAUCAAAAUUGAAAGGAGGGGAUUUAGUUCGUUUUUCACGUCUUCGUUCAGAAAUUAUUAACUUCUUCAGACAGACGACUGUUUUUAGGGAGACGCGAACCGUUCGGCGCAAGAACUGCAGCCGCUUGGCUCCAGUGAAGAAACGAAAACAGCUUGA
This is a messenger RNA of Caenorhabditis auriculariae, 4056 nucleotides long. The record is from the annotation of a GenBank genome assembly. Lineage: Eukaryota; Metazoa; Nematoda; Chromadorea; Rhabditida; Rhabditidae.